Molecule: messenger RNA, 1940 nt
Organism: Juglans regia (Persian walnut)
Lineage: Eukaryota; Viridiplantae; Streptophyta; Magnoliopsida; Fagales; Juglandaceae
Product: cytochrome P450 93A3-like
Exons: 2
Coding region: 97-1671 (524 amino acids)
Molecular function (GO): heme binding; monooxygenase activity; oxidoreductase activity, acting on paired donors, with incorporation or reduction of molecular oxygen
Source: RefSeq, a predicted model, not a curated record
UUCAUCCCUCCGUAGGCUAUCUCACAUGUUAAGAGAGAAUUUGCUUCCCCUUUAAAUCAACCCAUGAAACCAACAUGAUCUUCCCAAGAUUCAACCAUGGCUGAUUUGCAAAGCUACCUCGUACUAUUCCUCAUAUGGCUAGUCUCCACCAUCCUGGUCCGAUCCAUAUUCACCAGAUUCAAGACCAAGGCACGUCUUCCACCGAGCCCAAUGGCCUUGCCAAUCAUUGGUCACCUCCACCUUCUUGCCCCAUUACCUCACCAAGCUCUUCACAAGCUCUCAAAUCGCUAUGGACCCUUGAUCCACCUCUUCCUAGGCUCCGUCCCUUGUGUAGUUGCUUCCUCUCCAGAAAUGGCAAAAGAGUUCCUCAAAACUCACGAGACUUCUUUCUGUAACCGGCCCCAAACGGCUGCAGUUGACUACCUUACCUACGGCUCCUCUGAUUUUUCUUUUGCACCGUAUGGACCUUACUGGAAAUUCAUGAAGAAACUCUGCAUGUCCGAACUUCUUGGUGGCCGGACCCUAGAUCAGCUCCUCCCAGUUAGGCGUGAAGAGAUAACUAAGUUCGUGCAAUUUUUGCUAAACAAGGCUGAAGCAGGCGAGGCUGUUGAUGUUGGAGGACAGCUUCUGCGGGUGACAAAUAAUGUCAUUUCAAGAAUGUCCAUGAGCGAAAGGUGUUCUGAAAAUGAACACGAGGCGGAUGAUGUGGCAAAGUUGGUGAAAGCUAUUGCUGAGCUCACAGGGAAGUUCAACUUGUCAGAUUUUAUCUGGUUUUGUAAGAAUUUAGAUUUGCAGGGACUUAGGAAAAGGCUCAAGGAAGUUCACGACAGGUUUGACAGCUUGAUGGAAAGGAUUCUACAGGAGCACGAAGAGGCAAGGAAGAAGGAGAAAGAAAGAGAUGGAGCUUACGCGGUGAAGGAUUUACUCGAUAUUCUACUCGAUAUUUCUGAAGACCAGAGUGCAGAGAUGAGAUUGAGUAGAGAAAACAUAAAGGCCUUCAUCCUGGAUAUAUUUGCUGCUGGUACAGACACAUCUGCAAUCACUACAGAAUGGGCACUGGCAGAGCUAAUCAACCACCCAACUAUGAUGGAGAAAGCAAGACGAGAGAUCGAUUCUGUAAUUGGAAAGAGCAGACUAGUAGAAGAAUCAGAUAUUGUGAACCUUCCUUACCUCCAGGCUAUAGUAAAAGAGACACUAAGGCUUCACCCGACCGGCCCAAUAAUCCUGAGAGAGUCAUCUCAACACUGCACCAUUGGAGGUUACGAGAUUCCAGCAAAGACUAGAUUGUUUGUGAAUGUGUGGGCUAUCGGCAGAGACCCCAAGCACUGGGAAAGCCCUCUGGAGUUCCGACCAGAGAGGUUUGUUAGCCAAUCAGAGGGGAGUGCUGGAAAGAGCCAGUUGGAUGUUAGAGGACAACAUUUUCAUCUACUGCCAUUUGGGAGUGGAAGAAGAGGGUGCCCUGGAACAUCACUCGCUCUUCAGGUUGUUCAGACAACCUUGGCUACUCUGAUUCAGUGCUUUGAAUGGAAAGUUCCUGGAGGGGAUGGAACUGUUGAAAUGGAAGAGGGACCUGGGAUAACUCUUCCAAGGGCCCACCCAUUAGUCUGUGUCCCAAUGGCUAGGCUCGAUCCAUUUCCAUCCAUCUCGUCAAGCACCAAGAUUCAACAAUAAAGAGUACAACGAAAGCAAGUGAUAUUAGAGACUAGUCCGGUUUUUCCUCGCUGCUUAAUCUUAUGGGCCAAGAUGCACUGACGCUGGGCAUACUGCGAAUCCCACUCUUACCAGCUCUCUUUUCCCUCUCUAUGUGAUGUACAUUUAGGAGACCCGCUUGUGUCGUCAAAGACCAUUCCAGCCACUGCUAGUUGUUUUGUUCACCAUUGAUUGCUUUCUUUUUAUCCUCCAAGCAUAUACCAGAAGAGUGAUUGUGAGGCCCCCAAAAA